Messenger RNA from Ceutorhynchus assimilis (cabbage seed weevil), 1019 nucleotides. NCBI's taxonomy places the organism in Eukaryota, Metazoa, Arthropoda, Insecta, Coleoptera, Curculionidae. The record is from the annotation of a GenBank genome assembly.
UGAGUCUGCAACUCUUGUGAAAAUGGCGAAAAUUCAUGAGUAAUACCAUAUAGACGAAAACAUUAUUGGACAAAAAAUAAAUUCCAGAAAAAAAAACACUUGAAGGAAAAGACUUUAUGAAACAAAACUACAUAGGAGCUACCAGGGAGCAAGAAGAAUAUAUUGGAAAAUUUAUUGAGGAAAACAGUGAACUCACAGGAUUGAACACUAUAUUAUACAAUGAUAUAAACACGCUAAAAGAAAACAUGGAAAAACUAGAAAACGAUUUAGGAGAUCUAAACGUUUUGAGAAAGAAUAUGAUGACAAGUAUAGAAAUUCUACCGGAAGAGAAUUGUAUGUUGAAGAAAGAAGUAGAUGACAAGUCAGCAAAGCAACAUAGAGACGAAGUAGCAGUAAAUAUUGAAACAAGAAGUAGGAAAUCGAACAAACACCCAAAAUCAUUGACUCCCACUGAGUGUACUAGUAAUUAUAAUAAAAGUGACAAAUCUAUUGUCGAUAAAAAAAAAACAGUUAGUAAAUACUAGUGGGCAUAAGGGCUAUUCCAACCUUCUUACUACUUCAUUGCCAAAAUACCAUAUUAUUCCAAGACACCAUACACAAACAAAAACAAUGAGCUAUACACUAGAUGUAUCUAGAAGGGACGCGCCCGUUUACGAAAGUUUCGAAAGUGAAUAAUAUGUAAUAAUAAUAAUAAUAAUAAUAAUAAUAAAAGUAUAAUAAGCUAUACAUAGCAUUAGAUGAAUAUGCAUUUUAAAUGUAAAUACUUAUCUGAGAAAAUAUAUUUCUUCACAAAAUUUCAUGACCCACAAAACAUUUUGAAAAUUUCAGGUAUUGCCCAUUCUCUCUUUAUAUUUGGCAUGAUUUAAUGCCAUGCCCAGUUUUACAACUUACGGGUAAACUCUCGAUGCACAGACUUUACCACACAAUCGCUAGUUCAUUACUCAAAUUAAGAAAUUUUCUUGGAAUUCUAAAUAUUUUCGGGAAAUUUUAAUUUAUUAUUUGAAUAAACUAGCAAUUGU